Schistocerca cancellata (South American locust) is the source of this 6893-nucleotide messenger RNA. RefSeq names its product syntaxin-18 (gene Syx18). Bases 304 to 1266 code for a protein of 320 amino acids. The record is from RefSeq and is a predicted model, not a curated record. Gene Ontology annotation, molecular function: SNAP receptor activity. Gene Ontology annotation, biological process: retrograde vesicle-mediated transport, Golgi to endoplasmic reticulum; intracellular protein transport. Lineage: Eukaryota; Metazoa; Arthropoda; Insecta; Orthoptera; Acrididae. The transcript is spliced from 3 exons. Gene Ontology annotation, cellular component: endoplasmic reticulum; membrane; SNARE complex.
UGGGUGCUUGUUAACACGUUGGCUUGACGUGAAAACAGAUGACAAUGAUGUUGAUGUAGAAACCCGUGUUGUAUUUUAUACUUGCGUGCGACAGUGUAAAUACACCUUCCCCGAACCACUACUGAAAAUGCAAAAAAUUUGUGAUAUAGUUCGUGUGUUUUAAUGACUUAUUGAUAAACUUGUAUGGAGACUGUUGUGUUUAUUGGACAACCAGCGCGAUUUGUAUUGUAAAUGCAGUAUCGAACUACAGUUACCUCGUUAGUAAUUGGAGAGUGAUUUUUUAAAAUUUUCAAGAGAAAGAAAAUGGAUAUCACGCCGUUAUUUAAAGCCUGCGUCAAAACUGUACGGACAAAAAAUAAAGCGUUUGGAAUAGCCAUUGACAAGUCACGAAUUUUGCCUCGGCAUUCAGAGAAGAGCGAUUUUACAAUUAAGGUGAAGGAGCUGAUGGAACAAAUCACGCGCUUAAGACUUUUCUUGUUGAAACACAGAAAAGCAUACUUAAAUUUUACGAGUCAUUUAUGCGAUUCGCCAAGAAUGACGGAUGAGGAGCGUGAUGAGAUCGAGGUUGGUGCUGAACGCAUCAUUGGCAACUCUUCGUACCUGAUCACCAAACUGAAACGCGAGUGGAAAAACAAUGUUGGUCCAUCGCAGUUAAUGGAACAUCACCGAAUCGCGUUAGACCUAGUGGAAACAUACUUGAAGGCUGUGUGUGAGAUUUACUCUGAACAGAAGCUUAUGAGGGUCCGACGGACAGUGGAACACCAGAAACUGUCAAGAUUGGAACCAGAACGUGUGUUUACCUCUCCCAUAACAUCAGCUUCAUAUUCACUAGUGCGGACACAGCUAUCAGAUGACACAGAGUCAGCACAAGCACGUGAUCUUGCAACACCCAUUGAGAGCAUUAACGAAGAAAAUUUUGAGAACUAUAAUGCUGACCUGAGUGUAGAAGAACUUCAGAUAUUUCAGAGGGAAAACUUGCAGCUGUACAAUGAACUAAACACUUUGGCAGAUGAAAUACGGCAAAUUCAGAGCAGAGUAGUGCGGAUUGCAGAGCUCCAGGAUGUGUUUACAGAAAAGGUGCUCCAGCAGGAAGAAGAAAUUGAACGCAUUUCAACAACUGUGAUUGGGUCUACAGAGAAUGUGAAGGAAGGAAAUGAGCAACUACAUCAGCUCAUGCAAAAGAGUGCAGGUCUUCGUGCAUGGGCACUGUUCUUUUUCAUUGUCAUGUCCUUCUCCCUGUUGUUUCUGCACUGGUACCAUGACUGACUGUUGUUGCUAUUCUAUGAGUUUAUUGCGGUUUGGCACCUGGACAGGAAGAAGCAUGGAAGAUGUGUGGUAUAUUUCACCCUUUAUUCAAGGAAGAUUGCAUACCAUCUACACACUUUCAUCAUACGAAAACCAAUACUGAUGUUUACAAAUAUAUGCAUUUCAAUACCUCAUGUUUAUAUUCUGUAUGUCAAGAAGCUGUUACUUAUUUCUCAGUGCAUAUAUAUUUUGUGGUAACAAUGCUCAAAUUUGUGGUUCUUGUAUUUUGAAAUGACACUUAGUGUUUCUCUUGGUUUUAUACUUGUGGAAUUACUGAAUAAUUUAUUUUGAAGAAAUGUACAUUUUUGGAGCCUAACUUUUGCUGUUUUUUCUAAAUACUUAUUCAGUAUUCUGUGCUUUAGGUAAUUUUCUGUUUGUCUUUUUACACUGUAUUACACCAGUUACAAGGACAACCUCUUAAAAGAAAAGUGUUAACUCAUGAGAUGUUAUAGGCCACAAUAGUAUCAAUGAAUUAAUAAUAAUAAUAAUAAUAAGGAAUGAAACUGAAGCAUAUUUAUGUUCCAGAUGUUAAUAUUUCUGAUCAGAAAAUGUAAUUCAUUUAAGCCUCUGCUUCUCUAUAAUUCAAUGCCUUUCUCUUAUUGUGCGGAACAUGUACCUGACAGCUUAAGAGUAUUGUUUAUGUCUGAAAGAAUCAUCAGUGGUGGUUUCUUAGUCUCAUAGCAAACAUAAUCUACAUCAUUUGAUUCAGGUACAGGAGACAUGUCAAAACUGUGGUAAAAUUUCACUAUAAACAUAGAAUAGCUGAUGUUAACAAACAGCAUCAUAAUAAAGUUUUAAACAUGGCUGCAUGAUCAGCGACCAUUUACAAAUUAAUGUUAAAGCAAUUAAAGUCCUUGGUCACAAAAAUUAAGUAUUUUGACCUGGUUUCGGCACCUCUGUGAGUGCCUUCAUCAGAAAUUAAACAUUCAAAUUGGCCUACAAAAGAAGUACAAAAUUAUAGGAAUUUUUUUUUAUAUAAAAGUGUAAGUACUGACUGACAGUACAAGAAAGAAACAGUACUUACAUGUCAUGUAUAAAAUAAAUAUCAAGCGACAAAGCUUUAGUCACAAAAUGUUUUCAAGUAGAAUGCGUGGAAAGCAAGCCACUAUGAGCUGCUUGUAUAUGUCGAGCUACAGGUAGCAUCAGACUGAGGCGCCUGAGUUAACAACUGUGUGCAGGUGAACAUUGCACCAAGAGUGCCAUCUAGCAGCCGCAAGUACAAACUGGCUACUUAACAUUCAAAUGAAAAGACGAAUAUUAUGAUGAACAUUAUUCAGUACAUGAAGUAAAAGACAAUAUUUUGUUUGACAGCAGCAGACAAGGUAACAUUUUGCCUACAUCAGAGCUUAGAAGUACAGUUUAAAGGAUGAAAACACCAUUAUAUAAAAUACAAAGAAGGCUGAAUGACACAGCCUUUAGAAAAAAAAUAUAACAUGGAAUGCAGCCAAUAUAAACCAUUUAAUAAAUGAAAAAUUAUGAGUCAACAUAGGUACAAAAAACAUUUCGGUAACUGCACGAGGAAACCUGAAAUCAGAUAUCAAGUAACGACUUUAUACUGUAGAAGAAGUUUUUAAUACGUAAUUGUAGCUGCUCAUUGAGAAAGAGGCUACCAUUUUGAGAAAGAUGUUUAAAAAUUUCUAAUUCUUCUAGGAUAUCUAAUGUAUGCCCUUUCCUCUCGGUGUGCAAAAUGUUGAUAUUGUGAACAGAUUUAGGCACGUGACCUGUAAUCAAAAGCUGGUCUGCAAAAGACAAAUUUUGGGUGCUAGUGUCAUUUUUUCUUAAAAGAUGUUCUUUAUAUCUGGUUGUAAAGGCACACCCUGUUUGUAAGAAGAGCAUUUGCUGCGAAAAAUCUUAUAGAUGCCAGAGUUUUCCAAUGGGGAACAAGUCGAUUUUGAAAUUAUGAAUACAGUUUUUUUUUCCUUCUCUUUUUUUACUUUUAAAUGUUAAGUAGCCUACUUAUAUUUGUGGCUACUAGAUGGUACUCUUGGUGUAAUAUUCACCUGCCCGCAAUUGCUAAUGCGGGCACCUCAGUCUGUUGAUACCUGUGGCUUGACAUGUAUGAGUAGCCCAUAGUGGCUCAUCUCCCAUGUAUUAUCUUUUUUUUAAAUUGUUGUGACUUAAGUUUUCUCACUUGAUAUUUAUUUUAUAUGUGACAUGGAAGUACUGUUUCUUUCUUGUACCGUUAGUCAGUACUUACACUUUUAUUUUAAAAAAAUUCCCAUAAUUUUGUACUUACGUUACAGGCCAAUUUGAAUGUUUAAUUUCUGAUGAAGGCACUCAUAGAAGUGCCGAAACCAGGUCAACAGACUUAAUUUUUGUGCUCGAGGGCUGUAAUUGCUUUAACUUAAAUAUAGCAUAAUAUAAUAAUAAUACAGUUUUGUUAUAUAUACACACACAAUAAAAUCUAAAACUUAAUUAUCCCUUGCUCAAAUUAUCAUUGCAUCCUCUAUCAAUUGUUCUCUUGAAUAGUAGCAUUUCUCCCCUGGAUCUGUUGCAGCCUUGUUUUUAGAAUCUUUGAUUUCGUGUUAAAUAUGUUUUUAUCCAUUAACUUGUUAUAUAUUGUCAUCCCCGUAUAUUGUGGAGUCUAUGCAUAUAAUUUCAGUUGGUCUAUUGGCAGCAUAAAAUGAUUUUUAUUUCCCAUGUUAUAUGUGUGGUUAAAAUGGUUCUCCUCAAAUAAUUUUUGUCUGCUGUGUAUGAAGAUUAUAAUUUCAUAAAUGUAUGUGGAGAGAAUAGUUAGAAUUUGUAGUUUCCUAAAUAAUGGGCAACAAGAUUUGUUUGCUAUGCUUUACACAUGUAUCUCAUAAUUUUCUUCCACAAUUUCAGUGUUCGAGAUACAUUGUUAGAACAGUCGCAGAAAGCUGUACCAUAUAAUAUGACAGCUUUAAAAUAACUAUGAUAUACUAUUAAUCAUGUAGUCAAGUCCGUGGAAUUCACUAGUAUUUCCAUUGCUUAGUGCUUAGUUUAUUUGAUAGGAAGUCAAUAUGUGUAUUCCACAUUAUUUGAUAGGAAGUCAAUAUGUGUAUUCCAGCUUAAGUGCUUGUCCACAUUUAGUCCAAGGAGUUUGAUCAUGUCUUCUUCUUUUGUAAGUUUAUUGUUACGUUGUAUUUUAAGUUCCACUCAUUUCAAAUGCUUGGUUUUGAAAUGUGCCAUAUGGGUUUUAGCAAUGUUCACUUUGAACCCAUUUAACUGAAACCAGUUUUCUAGCAUAUCCAGCAUGCUUAUCAUGGAGCUUGGUUUUUUUCUGCUCUUUCAUCUUCAAUUAAAACAGAAGUAUUAUCUGCAAACAGAACUCGUGGGGAAUUUAUACUUAGGGGUAAGUCAUUUACGUCUAAUAGGAGCAGGAUUGGCCCUAAAAUGGAGCCUUGACGCACAUCUUGUGAUACUGUACUCCACUUAGAAUAGUAAUUCACUGCAUAUGAAAUGAUAGUUACUCUUUUUUUCUAUUGUGAAAGUGUGAUGUGAGCCAAUUCAAAGUAUUUGUCCUUAAUUCCAUAUUUGUCUGGUUUGUAGAUAAGCAUGGCAUGGUUCACAGAGUCAAAUUCUUUUGUAAGCUCACAGAAGAUACCUGCAACUUUUCUCAUCUGAACCAAUGAUUUGCAUAGCUUUUCAGUAAUUUCAUUCAUUCCAUCCAGAGUGUUUUUUCCUGGUUGAAAUCCAAAUUGGUUAUGUACUUGCAAUAAUAUUUUUUACAUCAAAAUUUUUGAUCGGGUUUGCACCUACUUUCUCUGACACUUCCCACAGGACUGGAAGAAUAGAAAUAGGGCAAUAGUUUCCCAUGUCUUCCUUCAACACUUUCUUGAACAGAGGUCUGACUUCAACGUACCUCAACACAUCAGCGAAGCAUCCCUGUUCAAAAGAUUGGUUGAAUAUUUUAGUUGGAGGAACUGCUAUUAUGUCACACAUUGAUUUCAUCCCUAUAGUGGGUGUCCCAUGCCACUCAGCAUAGUUUUUAUUUUUAAUAAUAAUAAUAAUAAUAUAACACUUUUCAGUCCUUUAUGUGACUUUUUUAAAAUCUGUUGAGAUACUCAGCUUCUUGAUGGAGUCCAAAGGGGUUUACUUUACUCUGAUUCUCUGCUACAUCAACAUCUGACUUUGCCACAUUUAUAAAGAAAUUGAUAUUUGAGCUUCUUUAAUCCUAGCUACAACUCUAACUCUGACUUUACCGUGAACAACACUGCCUUUGUCUCACUUUUAUGUUGCACAGUAAACAUUUUAUUUGCCAUUUGUUUGGCUGCCGUUACUUUGUUAACAUAGCUUUAUAAUGUUGAACAUACUCAGUAAAAUAUCUGUUUUUAUUACACUGGUCUGCAAGGUAUCAGAUGACUGAGAACUAAUAAAUAAAUACAUGGUUUAUUUGUCCAUAAUAACUUAACUGCCGUGGACAUUGUUUACAAACACAAGAACAUUAAAAAAGUUUAGAAGUAAAGAUUAAUUAUACACAAUAACAUUAAAAAUCCUUGAGGGAGUACAAACAUUUAUUAAUUAAAAAUUUCUUUAAUUUUGUCUUAAAUAUGUUUCCCUUUAACAUUUUUAUAUUAUUUGGCAAUCUGUUGUUAUAAACAUAUCUUCCAGCAGUAAAUGGUCUAUGAUCUGUUGCUUUUUUAUUACUAAAUUUUAUGUGGUAAUCCACUCUUUUUCUUGUGUUAUGAUUAUGACUGCUAGUAUGUUAUACUUAAUGAAAUAUUCUCUACAGGACUGACACUUACUAAUACAGUGAAACCCCACUUUUACACUUUUCAAGGGACUUCAAAAAAAUGGUGUAAAAUGCAGAAAGUGUAAAAAUUUGGAAAUAACGUUUUAUGUUGUAAAAGUUACGUAUAGGUUACCACCUUGCACAUUAUAUAUGGUAUAUGUACAUAACAGGCUUAAAAAGACUUGUCAGGGACUUGUUUAUUAUCUCAUGAAGGUUUAUUAUCUAAUAAAAACUGCUGAUGUAACUGGAACUGAUAACUGUCUGGGAAGUAGGAACUUUUGACUCAAUUUCAUAUGUCAUAAUCGAUGUUCUUGAAAGUCAGCAACUAUUAUUCCUUAUUUAAAUAAUGAAAUAAUGCACUAGUUAUGUAUUUUUUCAUGCUUAGCAUGACAUGUUUUGAGAAAUAUUUCUCGUCUGGUGCAAAUAUGUACACAAGUAUUUGGUGCAGUGUUUGAAUGUGUGUUAUUCUGCAUCUUUUGCACUAUAGUCAUCUUUUUGAGGUUAUCAGGUACUGCACCUCAUCAGUCAUCAGUUAUUUAUAAAAACACACACACACACAAAACAAAACUGUCACUCAUAUUGUUUGUUUGUGUAACAUCACAAAAAAUACCAAUGUAAAUACUGCACUUGACAAUGAGAAUAAAUUCUUGAAACACGUUUUGCCCAGCAUAAAUAAAAUACAUAACCCACGCUGUGUUUAAACUAAAAACAUUUGAGCUUCACAAGGUGAAUGAUGGUGUCAACUAGCUUUCCAAGUGGCCGUAUGCCUAAAUACUCUAAAUAUGGUUCGACAAGGGUGUCACAAUAAUCACAACAAUCAAGAAACUGUGUUUGCGCAGUAGAAACAGUUUGGAAACGAUUGUGAUUGGUCGCAAUAUCUUCAUUCGAAUGAACC